AUGGUUCUCGUCCCACCAUCGGUCACGCGGCUACAGGCCCUCCAGAAGACUGCCUCCCAGAUCUUCAUGACAACCUUCAACCCAACCAAUGCACGAACCGGAAACAAGGUCCUCAGACAACGACUCAAGGGACCCACAAUCUCAGACUACUACGUUAGGACAAACAUCACUGUCGCUAAAUUCGUCAAGGGUUUCAACAAGAUGCGUGCCGCCCUGAUUGAGAACAACACCGUUGAUGAGCGAGCGAUUGGAAACCCUCUGGUCAACUUUGAGGAAGAACAGCGGAUCAAGGAGAACGAGGUGCGGAGGAGACGUGGAAAGGGACCCCCGAAGAAGGGACAAGGAAAGCGUGCUACGUCCGGAAAGAAGCGUUAA
Saitoella complicata NRRL Y-17804 is the source of this 375-nucleotide messenger RNA. RefSeq lists its product as uncharacterized. The record is from RefSeq and is a predicted model, not a curated record. The coding region runs from base 1 to 375 and encodes 124 amino acids. Gene Ontology annotation, cellular component: mitochondrion. Lineage: Eukaryota; Fungi; Ascomycota; Saitoellomycetes; Saitoellales; Saitoellaceae. The transcript has 2 exons.